AUUUAGAAUUUUUUUGUAGUUUUUUUAUAUUUUAUAUCCAAAUUUAGAAUGCUAGCACCAAAUAUUCCAACAACGGGGGCGGAGCUGCUUGACACUUUGAACCUGUCCGGAGAGGAAGAUCUCGACCAGCAGAUCAGGAACUGGAUUCUGUGGGACAGGAAUGCGGCCACAAUACAGCAGGUGGUCGAGGCCAUCAAGGACAAGGACUGGGAGGCGCUGCGGGUGCGACUCUGCCAUCGCUGUGGCUUCGGCUCGGGCGGCAUGAGAUCCGGAAUGCGUGCCGGCUUCGAUUCAAUCAACGAUCUGGUCACAAUUCAAAUGGCCCAGGGCCUUAGCAACUAUUUGCUGGACUUGUAUCCCAGUGUCAAGAAGCGCACGACUCAGGGCGUGAUCAUUGGGCACGAUGCACGCUACAAUGGCAAACGCUUCACGCAGCUGAUAUCAGCCGUGUUCUUGAACAGUAACUUUCGAGUGUACCUAUUCAAUCGAACGGUGCCCACGCCGUUUAUAGCGUUCGGCGUGGUCCAUCUGAAGUGCCUGGCCGGAGUGGCGGUGACAGCAUCGCAUAAUCCGAAGACAGACAACGGCUUUAAGAUCUAUCUCGAUAACGGAGCGGCCAUAUUAACUCCAAAUGAUUCGCACUUACAGGCAUCGAUUCUGCGACACUUGGAGCCGCUGCCAUCAUCUUGGGACCUCUCCGUACUUGAUGACAACCCACUCUUAAGCGAGCCAUUCCGCGAGGUCUAUGCGGCUUACUUUGAGCAGAUGAAGACCCUGCUACCCUUAACAUUCAUUGAGACUAACGAAUGCAGUCAGCUACGCUUCGUCUACACACCCCUCCACGGCGUUGGCUUCCACUACAUCCGUGAGGCGUUCUAUCAGGCACGACUUAAGCCCGUCAUUGUAGUGCUACAGCAGAAGGAUCCAGAUCCCGAGUUUCCCACUGUUCAUUUUCCAAGUCCGCUAGAUGGCCUGGGCUGCCUGAAUUUGGCAAUGAAAAAGGCGGAGGAAGAACAUUGCACCAUCAUUCUGGCCAACGAUCCUGAUGCGGAUCGCUUGGCUGUGGCUGAACUCGAUCCCAAAGGCAGAUGGAAGAAAUUCACUGGCGACGAGCUGGUCGCUCUACUUGGCUGGUGGGCAUUGGAGAAUUAUAGGACAAGAACCUCGAAGCCCAAUUUGUCGAACUGUGUCAUGAUAUCCAGCGUGGGUAGCUCAAAGAUCCUGAGCGCCAUGGCCAGAGCGGAGGGCUUCACAUUUGUCGAGACUCUGGUGGGCUUCAAGUGGUUGGCCAAUAAGGCCUUGGAGCUGUCGGCCAUUGGGAAAACGAUUCUCAUCGCCUGCGAAGAGCCGAUCGGCUUCAUGCUAGACGUGCAAGUGCCAGAUAAAGAUGGCAUCAGUGCCGCCUGCCAGGUGGCCACAAUGGCCUGCUAUCUGCGGAGCACUCGCAACUUGACACUCAUCGAAAAGUUGCGCGAAAUUUAUGAUACAUAUGGCUUUCAUUGCAGCAUUGUCAACUCAAUACCGUUUAACAAUACGGACGAGAUUGCCGCCGUCUGUGAUCACAUGCGUAGCUUUCAGGAUAAUGUUUAUGGCACCUAUCCCAAGUGCAUUCUGAACGGCGAGUUCGAGGUGCGAUAUGUGCGGGAUCUGACUCUGGGUGUGGACACGGCAUAUGCCGACAACAAGCCCCGUCUGAGAGUCAGCCCCAGUCGACAACUGAUCACGUUUACCUUCAACAACGGAAUGAUCUUCACAUUCCGCUCCAGCAGCACGGAGCCUAGGCUGCGCUACUACGCCGAAAUGUUUGGACUGCCCGAGGAGAAGGACUGGGAUUUGGUGCAAGAAACACUGCAUCGUAUGGCCGAUGCCGUCAUCACUGAGUUUGUGAAAAGCCCGUAGUCCGAUCAAAAUUAUAUAUAUAUAUAUCCUGCUUAAAAAUCGGUCGCAUUGGAUUGCAUUUCAUUUGGUGACUUGGUAAUGCGUUUGAAGUAUGUUCCUCAAAUCAUUCACUAUAUAUGCAUGGCCUAUUCCUGACACAACUUAACUAUGAUAAAAAUUAGUAUUACACUAUAAUGAAGUAAUUAUUAAUGGUGUAUAUAAUGUAUCUUAAUUAAUCUAACCAGAACUAAAGAACUCUCUCU
Drosophila hydei is the source of this 2141-nucleotide messenger RNA. RefSeq names its product glucose 1,6-bisphosphate synthase. The coding region runs from base 49 to 1899 and encodes 616 amino acids. The record is from RefSeq and is a predicted model, not a curated record. Gene Ontology annotation, molecular function: magnesium ion binding; phosphopentomutase activity. The transcript has 2 exons. NCBI's taxonomy places the organism in Eukaryota, Metazoa, Arthropoda, Insecta, Diptera, Drosophilidae. Gene Ontology annotation, biological process: purine ribonucleoside salvage; carbohydrate metabolic process.